UGUAGCCCGCCCUAGAAACUGGGAUGUAUCACAUUCAUCUCUUCGAUGUUUAUGCCUGUCACCCCUCAAGGACGCGCCACCCCCCUCCCUCAGACACUCUGUCGAUUACUAUAGCAAGCACAUGAUGGCUUCCAACCCAGACCCCCAGCCUAAAAAACGAGAGUCUCGUGCUGGGACGCGAAAGGUGACGUCUCUCUCGGCAGAACAACUCGAAAGGAAGCGCGCCAACGAUCGGGAGGCCCAAAGGACUAUUCGUCAGCGGACAAAGGAGCACAUCGAACGUCUGGAGCACCAAGUAGCGGAGUUAAAAUCAAAAGGGGAACAAUAUGAUCAUGUCGUCCGAAGAAAUACUGCUUUAGAAAACGAGAUCAGGGCUUUAAAGCAACAACUAGCCUUGGUAAGAAGCGGACAAGCCUAUUCAAGCCCAGCAGGCGAGGGCUCAUACAAUACCCCUUCUGGGCCAGUACUUCCUUCUCAAUUCACAGAGCCCUUGAGUGUAAAUCCAGUUUCCAGGACUCCAUCGGCUCUUUCAACCUCCAGUCAAGUCUCCGUUGUGCCUGACUGGCAACAGUACGGUUCCACAGGGUCACCAUCUAUCUGUGAAUCGUCAGAUGCAGAUUAUACGAACAGGGUAGAACCUUUUAUAUUCGAAGGCCAGUUACAAACGUCGAAUCCGAUGCCUGUUGCAGCACCCCAAGCUAGCUUCAAUACCCCCACCGGCCAUCCUACUGAGCCCGGUUUCCACUCAUAUUCACACUUGUACCCAGGAGGGGGUCCCAACCAAGUGCGCCGAGGGGAGCAUCCGCACAACCCUCAACACGUGCAAUGUGCGACAAGUCAACGCUCAAUGUCUGUGCCAACUAUACCGUCAGAACGGGAACUUCGUGGAUACCCUGUGAUUCACGCCGCGCAACAGUAUCAACAAGCCCCGGAACAGCCCCCAAGAAACGAUUACGGUUAUGACUGGACUCGUCGACAGUGAUUCCGCUGGCAAGUGGUCAUUAAAGGUGAUAUUUCUUCAUUGUGGCCUAAAUGUCGAUACACAAAUUUAAUACUGGUAUCCAGUACGCGACGAGAAUGUCCGUGCAGUUCAGGCACGAAGCAAAUAUUCGACCCUCUACACCAACCCGUCCAUGGGGCAGCAGUGCGUACGCUGGUCUUAUCCACCUUGUCAUGGUAAAUAUUUCUCUUUUCUACUAUCGGCCCCAAAGCAAGGCCCCUUGCACGGUACUUUGCUCAUUAUCGCUAUGGGUUCAUCUCAACUCAACAUCCCACUCUAUAGCGGGCUACCUUUUCCCUAUUAUAAUAGUAAUAGCCUGGAGUAUAAUACCUAGAAACCGAUCAGUCGCCCACCUGACGGAAAUGAUUAAUGAUGAUAACUACCGAACCAUUUACGUUACGAAGUUUUGCAAUGAAUAUGUUCUGUGUUGCAGUGAA
Molecule: messenger RNA, 1437 nt
Organism: Aspergillus nomiae NRRL 13137
Lineage: Eukaryota; Fungi; Ascomycota; Eurotiomycetes; Eurotiales; Aspergillaceae
Product: bZIP transcription factor
Exons: 2
Biological process (GO): regulation of DNA-templated transcription
Molecular function (GO): DNA-binding transcription factor activity
Source: RefSeq, a predicted model, not a curated record